AUGCCAGAGCCAUCUAAAUCUGCUCCGGCCCCUAAAAAGGGUUCUAAGAAGACCAUCACUAAGGCGCAGAAGAAAGACGGGAAGAAACGCAAGCGUAGUCGUAAAGAGAGCUACUCCAUCUACGUAUACAAAGUUUUGAAGCAGGUCCACCCAGACACCGGCAUCUCAUCCAAGGCCAUGGGUAUCAUGAACUCGUUCGUCAACGACAUCUUUGAGCGCAUCGCGGGUGAGGCGUCGCGCUUGGCGCAUUACAACAAGCGCUCCACGAUCACAUCUAGGGAGAUCCAGACGGCUGUGCGCCUACUGCUCCCUGGGGAGCUGGCCAAGCAUGCUGUUUCCGAGGGCACUAAGGCCGUUACCAAGUACACCAGCUCCAAGUGUUUUUUUCUGUGGUGCUGAUAGUUGAAGCAGUUUUGGAGCCAGAGCCCCAAGCGACUUGGAAGGUUUAUCGGCUUUAAAACACAUGAGUUACUGUGUCGCAUUACCCAAAAAAACUCAUCUUUUCCCCAAG
This is a messenger RNA of Lagenorhynchus albirostris (white-beaked dolphin), 511 nucleotides long. Its product is annotated as histone H2B type 1-B-like. Gene Ontology annotation, cellular component: nucleosome. Bases 1 to 399 code for a protein of 132 amino acids. NCBI's taxonomy places the organism in Eukaryota, Metazoa, Chordata, Mammalia, Artiodactyla, Delphinidae. The transcript is spliced from 2 exons. The record is from RefSeq and is a predicted model, not a curated record. Gene Ontology annotation, molecular function: DNA binding; protein heterodimerization activity; structural constituent of chromatin.